This is a messenger RNA of Alternaria rosae, 1163 nucleotides long. RefSeq names its product thioredoxin-like protein. The transcript has 3 exons. Bases 438 to 1163 code for a protein of 241 amino acids. Gene Ontology annotation, molecular function: glutathione peroxidase activity. Gene Ontology annotation, biological process: response to oxidative stress. Lineage: Eukaryota; Fungi; Ascomycota; Dothideomycetes; Pleosporales; Pleosporaceae. The record is from RefSeq and is a predicted model, not a curated record.
CGACCUCCUUAAUGCAUAUGUGACCAUCAUGUCGUUUACGUGAACAGAGGAUGUGUGAGUCGCUGUCUCAUGGGUGCCCUCACCACCUCCGGCACACUUCGGCAGCCCCUCAUGCUUCCAAAUACCUCUUCUUCUAAGAGAAGGCCGAUCGCGUGAAGUCCCAAAUGUAGCAAGUAAUCACCGACGUCGUCAACGGCGCCCCACCGCCAGAUGCAUUUUCGUCCGUCGCAAGCAGUGGGUGGGACAAGCCGAGGUUGUGUCUGACCUGUCAGCCCGGCGGCCAGAGCCAAAGAUCGGGUCUCCAUCAGGGUCUUUAUUGCGUAAGCCCAAACCAUCAGUCAAACUAAUCGUGCCUGGCUAGACCGAAUCUUCAAGUAAGCAGAAACACGGUCAACGGAGUUCCGCGUUUGCGUAGGAUUAUCAGAAUUUACGAUCACAUGUCCAUGAUUCGGUUGGGAGGGGCGACAAGCACAGCCCCGCGUAUCGCGACGAACUUCAGACCUGUUUUGCGACACGACUUAAAGCUCCGAAGCCUUACCACCACUUUUGCACCUCUUGCUUCUACGACUUCUACACGCUCCUAUAUCCCUGUUUUCGAGAAGAAGGAUUUCUACGUAAGGAAAGAAGUACCAGGACGAAUAGCACCCUACACAACCAUGGCCUCCGCAACGAGCUUCUUCGACUUCAAGCCCAAGGACAAAAAGGGCGCCCCCUACGACCUCGCCAAGCUCAACGGCAAAGUCGUCCUCGUCGUAAACACAGCCUCGAAAUGCGGCUUCACCCCCCAAUUCGAGGGCCUCGAGAAGCUCUACAAGGACGUCAAGGCCAAAUACCCAAACGACUUUGAAAUCAUUGGGUUCCCGUGCAAUCAGUUUGGUGGCCAGGACCCGGGCUCGAACGAUGAGAUUCAGGAGUUUUGCCAGCUGAACUAUGGUGUUAGCUUUCCGGUGCUGGGAAAGAUCGAUGUCAACGGCUCCUCCGCGGACCCUGCCUUCGAGUGGCUCAAGAACGAGAAGCCUGGCCUCAUGGGCCUCAAGCGCGUCAAGUGGAACUUUGAGAAGUUCCUCGUUGGCAAGGAUGGCAAGGUCAAGGGCAGGUGGGCAAGCACCAAGAAGCCUGAGGAUCUCAAGGCGGAUAUCGAGAAGGAGUUGGCUGGUAAAUAA